Messenger RNA from Closterium sp. Yama58-4, 600 nucleotides. Lineage: Eukaryota; Viridiplantae; Streptophyta; Zygnematophyceae; Desmidiales; Closteriaceae. The record is from the annotation of a GenBank genome assembly.
AUGGUUCGCGAAACGGAGUAUUACGACCUGCUGGGGAUCGCGCCCGGCGCAGACGCGUCGGUCAUUCGAAAGGCUUAUUUUGUGAAGGCGCGCUUAGUGCAUCCCGACAAGAACCGCGAUGAUCCCAAGGCAGCGGCCAAGUUCCAGGCGCUAGGGGAGGCGUACCAGGUGCUCAGCGACCCUGUGCAGCGGGAACGAUAUGAUGCUGCUGGCAAGGCUGGUAUCUCCACAGAGGCAAUGGUGGAUCCAGCAGCGGUGUUUGGAAUGCUGUUUGGCAGCGAGGCCUUUGAGGACUAUGUGGGGCAGCUCGCCAUGGCCACCUUUGCUUCCAUCGCCUUUGACUCCGCUGCUGCCGCCGCUGCCGCUGGUGGUGGUGGUGCUGAGGGGGGCAUUGCAGCAGGGCUGGUUCCCGGGGAGGUUCAACAGAGGCUCAAGGGCUCGUCCCCGGGGAGGUUCAACAGAGGCUCAAAGUGGGAGGUGGGAGGUCAAAGUGCUGCUGCUGUGACUCCUGAGGGGGGUGCGAGCACUGGGAUUGCAGCAGGGCUGGUCCCUGGGGAGGUUCAACAGAGGCUCAAGGUGUGUGGGAGGUGGGAGGUUUAA